Gekko japonicus is the source of this 819-nucleotide messenger RNA. Its product is annotated as muscle-related coiled-coil protein-like. Gene Ontology annotation, cellular component: caveola; cytoplasm. NCBI's taxonomy places the organism in Eukaryota, Metazoa, Chordata, Lepidosauria, Squamata, Gekkonidae. The annotation marks the transcript as partial. The record is from RefSeq and is a predicted model, not a curated record. The transcript has a single exon. Gene Ontology annotation, biological process: regulation of gene expression.
GAGGACGUUCCAUGUCCAUCGUCUUUAUCGGUUAUCAAAGACAGGACACAAGGGGAAACUCUACAGGACGCCUUCUGUCUAGCGGAUGACCUCUCCUCUGACGAAGAGUAUUACAUAGAAGAAAGCAAAGCAUCACGGUUUAAGAAAUCUGGCAUGAGACGCAUCAACAACAUAAAAAAGGCGUUUUCCAGAGAGAACAUUCAGAAGACAAGGCAAAAUUUUGGCAAGAAGGUGGACAGACUUCGAACAAGAAUAGUGACGCCAGAGAGGAGAGAGCGAGUCAGGCAGUCAGGAGAGAGGCUCAGACAAUCUGGGAUCAGGUUCAAGAAAACUAUAUCCAAGGCGGCCCCAACCAAGGAGACAUUCAAGAAAAAUAAGAAAACCAAGGAGCCAACGACAACUGAAGAUCAAGGAAGAGUCCGGGACGCCAGCACUGAUACAGCCGUGGACAGUGCAGAGGCUGAACCUGUCACAGAGGAAAUUUCCUACACUGAAGUGAUAACCAAAGUGAAGAAAGACCGGGGCGGGAACUCCAAAGGCCCUUUGCAGGCAGAGAAGAGAGCAAUUACUCCAGAAAAAAUUGUGCUCCGACCAGAAAUCAAAGAAGACGAGGAUGCCCUUCUACUGGAUUUAAAGCCAUCUGCUUAAGCGGGCAAUGUCUGUCCUACCGUGUUGGUGCCAUGGUGGUGGGGGAAGAGCAAUCCCUAUAAAUUGGAUAGAUUUAGACUGUGGUUUCCAGUGUUCCCUGAGGUCAUUCCUCCCGCGCUGAUUUCCCUGCAAGCCUUUGUGUGAUUUUGACACACAGUCUGCUAAUGGUGU